UCCACUAACAAUGAUUUUCUCAUACAAAAAUGGUGUUUGGUUCUAGAAAAUGGUAAAAUUGAGUUAUAUAAGCAGAGGCGCUGGCUGGAGUAUAGCCACGCAGAUGGCAUUCUCUGUCUUCAAACUUGUUCUCUCGUCAUUCCUUCUCUGCAUUUUCUUUCAGGAACCUACCAAUGCUCUUAGAAAGACCUACGUUGUGUACAUGGGAGCACAUUCCCACGGUCCUGAUCCUUCGCCUACUGAUCUUGAAACAGCCACAAACUCACAUUAUGAUUUACUGGCUUCUGUCUUAGAAAGUCAUGAGAAGGCCAAGGAAGCAAUUAUGUACUCGUACAAUAAACACAUCAAUGGCUUUGCGGCCCUACUUGAAGAGGAAGAAGCAUCGGAGAUUGCAAAAAACCCAAAUGUAGUUUCUGUUUUCUUGAGCAAAGAGCACAAAUUGUUCACUACGAGGUCAUGGGAUUUUCUUGGACUGGAAAAAAAUGGAAGAAUUCCUGCAAACUCCACUUGGAGGAAAGCAAGAUUUGGAGAAAAUGUAAUCAUCGCUAAUAUCGACACAGGCGUAUGGCCCGAGCACCCGAGUUUCAGCGGCAAAGGAUAUGGGCCGAUCCCUGCAAAGUGGCGCGGGAAAGGUGUCUGUGAGAUCGACGGUUUCAAUGGCACAAACAAAUAUUUCUGUAACAGAAAGCUGAUAGGAGCAAGAACGUUUAGCAAAAGCUACGAGGCGGAAGUGGAGAAGGUUGAGCGAAACGCACGUGACUUGGUAGGGCAUGGUACCCACACGCUGUCAACCGCAGGUGGUAAUUUUGCUCCUGGAGCAAACGUGUUCGGCAACGGCAAAGGCACUGCCAAGGGAGGGUCCCCGAGAGCUCGCGUUGUAGCCUACAAAGCAUGCUGGCACAAAUUGGACGUUGGAGGCUGCCAAGAGGCUGACUUAUUAGCAGCAUUUGAUUACGCCAUACAUGAUGGCGUUGAUAUCAUCUCUGCUUCUGUGGGUUGGUCCACUCCCUAUGCUGAAGCUCUCUUAACUGAUGCCAUUUCCAUUGGCUCAUUCCAUGCAGUUGCCAAAAACAUUCUCGUUGUUUCCUCUGCUGGGAAUAACGGCCCAGCACCUAAAACUGUCACCAAUGUCGCACCCUGGUCCUUCACCGUGGCAGCUAGCACAAUGGACAGGGAUUUUCUCAGCAACAUUUCUCUUGGCAACGGACAAUACAUUAAGGGUGCCAGUCUUAAUCGAGGCCUACCAUCAUCUUCGCGAAAGUUCUAUCCCAUGAUUGAUUCAGUCGACGCUAAACUUCCUAAUGUGUCCAUUAAUGACGCUCUUGUUUGCAAAGCGGGAACACUUGAUCCGAGCAAAGUAAGGGGAAGGAUACUAGUGUGCCUCCGAAGGGAUAAAAUACAAUCAGUUAGUGAGGGACAAGUGGGUGCCCUAGCGGGCGCAGUGGCUGUUUUUGUGAAAAAUGAUAAGCAAAGUGGAAAUACACUUCUCGCCGAGCCUCAUAUUUUACCUGCUGCAAGUAUCAGUGGAACGGAGCGUGAAGAUCAAGGAGGUUCCAACCCCUUCGCUGAAAUCAAAGGAAAAAAGAGCGCGGAGCUUUUAGCUUACAUUACUGCUGCAAGAACAUAUGUAGGAGUAAAGCCAGCUCCCAUCAUAGCUGGAUUCUCUUCCAGGGGUCCCAGUGUCGUGCAACCGUUGAUACUAAAGCCAGACGUAACUGCUCCUGGUGUGAACAUAAUUGCUGCUUUUACGCAAGCCGCGGGUCCGUCUAACCUUGCAUCGGAUCAACGUCGGGUUCUUUUCAAUGUGCGACAGGGAACUUCUAUGUCUUGCCCUCAUGUCGCUGGCAUUGCGGGUCUUCUCAAAGCUUAUCAUCCUAAUUGGAGUCCAGCUGCUAUCAGAUCUGCUAUUAUGACUACAGCUACAACACUAGAUAACACGAAUCAACCAAUUAAGGACGCAUUUGAUGAGGUGGCAACUCCAUUCGAAUACGGCGCUGGACACGUUCAGCCUAACCAUAUUAUUCACCCUGGACUCGUUUAUAAUUUAAGCACAACCGAUUACUUGAACUUCUUAUGUGCUUCUGGUUACAACCAAGCUUUACUCAAGUUGUUUGGAAGUUUGAAAUUCUCUUACACUUGUCCAAAGCAUUAUAGAAUUGAAGAUUUCAACUAUCCUUCAAUUUCGGUGCAUCAUCCUGGGUCAAAGUCUGUGAAUGUUACUCGUACAGUUACAAACGUUGGGCCUCCAAGCACAUAUGUUGUGAAGGUUCACGGGCCCAAGGGGAUUAAGGUUAUUGUUCAACCAAGUUCGUUGACUUUUAAGAAAACCGGAGAAAAGAAGAAGUUUCAGGUUAUUCUGCAGCCAAUUGGUGUGCCCCGUCACGAGUUUCCUUUAUUUGGGAAUUUGUCUUGGACAGAUGGCAAUCACAGAGUAACCAGCCCAAUCGUGGUGCUGUAACCUUAGAAAUUACUCUCGGGCAUUGUCAUUUGAGUGUGUUUGAGUUUGCUAUUUUAGGCUGUAAUAUAAGCGUGUUUUCUGCUCCUGUUGUAUUCAAAUAUGGUAUUGGAGCUAUGUUUCUAAUAACCACACUCGAUCGUCAUCAUGUAUGUAUGGAACCUGUAUCUUUCAAAGUCCCAUAAAUGGUUGAGACCCAUCUCUAAAUAAUAUUAAAUAAUUUUAGCCUCUAACCUAUA
Cajanus cajan (pigeon pea) is the source of this 2694-nucleotide messenger RNA. Its product is annotated as subtilisin-like protease Glyma18g48580. Gene Ontology annotation, biological process: proteolysis. NCBI's taxonomy places the organism in Eukaryota, Viridiplantae, Streptophyta, Magnoliopsida, Fabales, Fabaceae. Gene Ontology annotation, molecular function: serine-type endopeptidase activity. The record is from RefSeq and is a predicted model, not a curated record.